Messenger RNA from Lachnellula hyalina, 2694 nucleotides. It is a transcript of the gene alp6, whose product is annotated as Spindle pole body component alp6. Gene Ontology annotation, molecular function: gamma-tubulin binding; microtubule minus-end binding. NCBI's taxonomy places the organism in Eukaryota, Fungi, Ascomycota, Leotiomycetes, Helotiales, Lachnaceae. Bases 1 to 2694 code for a protein of 897 amino acids. The record is from RefSeq and is a predicted model, not a curated record. The transcript is spliced from 2 exons. Gene Ontology annotation, cellular component: mitotic spindle pole body; equatorial microtubule organizing center; gamma-tubulin small complex. Gene Ontology annotation, biological process: cytoplasmic microtubule organization; spindle assembly; microtubule nucleation.
AUGUCUUCCCAGAAUCAACGAAUCAAUAAAGGUAUUACUAGCCUAGUUCGCCGCUUAUUAGGGGACAUUCCUGGAGAGGAUCCUGCCGCAGCAGAGGAGAGGGCAAGCAAUGCCGUGGAAUUCGUGGGAGAGUUCUUAGAGAGUUCGGGAGGUCCAGCAAUUGUCGCAGAUGUAAAUCAAGCAUCCGAUCUCAUUAAGAAACGCUUGAUCCAAACAAAUCCCACCCCGGAAAAAGCGCUUCGAUAUACGAAUUUAUACAGCAGACUCCUUACGAUUCCAGCAAUAAACCAAAAAUGGGCAGUUCUAUACUUUUUGUACCAACUUGGCGACCAGCAGCAAAAGCUACCACCAAUUUUAACAAGUCCCUUCAAAAGCCCAGUGAAAAAUCGCAAGGAACCUCGAAGUUUGGAUUACGGUUUGCCAAGAUCGCAAAGGGAAGAGGGGGCAUUCCACGUGGCUUUUGCUCCAGAAGGACUCAAGAAACUGCCAACUCGUGAAGGUGGACAGAAGGACAGGAUGGAAGAGGAGCAAGCAUUUGCCAAAACACCUGCUGUGCAACGUGGAAACGUUGCCCUGAAGACAGCUUUACUAGCAGAAAACUACGUCGAGAUUGAUCCGCCAGAGACUGCUCUAUUACGGGACUUACCCUUCACACUGCAAGGCCUAUCUUCCACACAUCUUUCGUUUUCUUCGACCUCGAGCUUAAGAUUACCUCCUACUCUACCAGUUCCCAUAAUAUCGAUUCUCCAUACACUCGCUGAACCCUCCCUGUUGUAUCGUGGACUUGCAACAUUCGUGAAGUCUGCUGAUGGUGGACUUCUUGGUCAGAGCUUGCGAGCUGCCAUUUCAGGGGAACUCCGGUCGUAUCUUGGGUUGGUAGCAACCUUGGAAGGUCAGAUUCGAAGAGCAUUAUCUUCACUGGAUGAGAGGGAGCCAAGAGGAGGUAUCGGUAAAGCCGGUGUUACAUUAAAGAGAUGCGUGGUAUGGACUCAUGAGGCGACGAUGGGUCUUCGCUUAAUGAGUCUGAUCAGUGAGGAGUCGAAGAGUAAAAGAGGUGGACAACUGAUUUCACUCAUACAUGGAUUCUCUUCUUCUCAUGGAGAUCCAAUGGUUGGGGCUUUCGCGGAACGUUUAUUGAUUCAUGUUACACGACCAUUUUACGAUAUGCUGCGGCAGUGGAUUUACGACGGCGAGUUAUCAGAUCCUUAUCAUGAGUUCUUCGUCUCCGAACAAGAUCCCAACGCGAUUGCUGAGGCUCAGGAGGGGAAGACUCGUGGAGGGGCGAACAGUGUUUGGGAGGACAAGUAUAAGCUUAAUGAGGACAUGGUGCCGAGCAUUAUCACUCAGGAUUUCGCUCAGAAGGUGUUCCUCAUUGGGAAGUCCUUAAACUUCAUCAGAUAUGGCUGUGGUGAUUCUCAAUGGGUGGAAGACUACUCAAAAGACGCCUCAAAGGAGCUGCGAUACGGUGAUACUGCCACGCUAGAGACUUGGAUUGACGAGGCAUACAAAACGACUAUGGCUCGGCUGAUACAUUUGAUGGCUGAAAAGUUCCAUCUAUUUGAGCACUUGAAGGCACUCAAGAACUAUAUUCUAUUAGGUCAAGGAGACUUCAUUGCUCUUCUUAUGGAGUCUCUGUCCUCCAACCUUGACCGACCAGCUGGUGCACAAUACCGCCACACUCUCACCGCGCAACUCGAGCAUGCUAUUCGGGGUUCGAAUGCGCAGUACGACUCACCAGAAGUCCUACGCAGAUUAGAUGCUCGGAUGCUGCAGUUGUCGCACGGAGACAUUGGCUGGGAUUGUUUCACUUUGGAGUACAAGAUUGACGCCCCAGUCGAUGUUGUGGUGACAGAAUGGGGUAACCGCCAGUAUCUCAAAGUCUUUAACUUCCUGUGGCGUAUCAAACGAGUCGAAUUUGCAUUAGCCUCGACGUGGAGAAAGUGCAUGACGGGCGCCCGUGGAGUGCUCCAAGGCGAAGACGCAAAUGCUACCCAAGCGUGGAAGUCAACACGAGGUGUUCUAGCUGAGAUGAUCCAUUUCAUUGGUCAAUUGCAGUUCUACAUUCUCUUCGAAGUCAUCGAAAGCUCUUGGGAUGAGCUGCAGACAGCAAUCCAUAAGGAGGGCUGCACGCUGGAUGACCUCAUUAAAGCACAUACUAAGUAUUUGAAUGCUAUCACACACAAGGGACUCCUUGGGGCCAAAAAGAGGUACCACGGUGAAGUGGAUGAAAAUACUUUCAUGGUGCAGCUGGGCGAGAUUCUCCGACUCAUGCUUAGUUACCGCGAUGCUGUGGAUGGUCUCUACAGCUGGGCUGUUUCAGACUUCACGCGACGCCAAGGCGCAGAUGUCCGCUCAGAAGUAAGAGGAAGGCGAGAAGAUGACGAUGGGAUGUUCAUUAAUACACCUGCAACCACGCGUCGUGGUCCUCAACAUUUCCCAGACUCCACUCCUGCCAUGGCUUCUGAUGAUGCCAUUUCCGACGAGUUUCCUGUGCUGCAGGAACGGCUCCAAGCAUUAGGAGUCCAUUUUAAGACGAAAGUGUGUUUGCUGUUAGGUGAUUUAGCCUACCAGCCGGAUGUCGAUAUGAGAUUCUUAGGCGUGGUUAUGAAUUUUAAUGAUGUCUAUCAACCGGCGAGAAAGAAGACGAGUAGACCUGCUGGGAAAGAACAAGGGAGGACUUCAUCGAAAGCGUGA